UAUUGGCAAUCCUGUUUAGCUUCUAUUUUGAGGUUAAGUUGUGAGUAAUGUGGAGUGUGAAAAACUAACAUGUGUUUUCAUUAAAAACGAGAUUCUGUUUACAAGAAAGGCACAAUGGCUGAGUUUGAGGAAUCAGUUAAAAGAUUUUAUCUGCGCAUUAAAACGCACAAAACAGAAACACAUUUUCCAGAAGAUUGGGGUAGUUUAGUAGUAGAAGAUCGAUUUUGGAAUCAUAUUCUCGAUGUAUCGCUAGACAGUGUAUUGUUGAAAGAAUUUUUUAGUGCCAAAACCCCUGAAGAAAGAGAAGAAUAUUUUAAUUUUGGAGUUGAAUGCUUUACGUGUUUUAUUCAGUGUAAUUUUACUGGUCCCGCUAUCAAAGAAACUGUAGCAGAAUUUCUAUCAGGGGAUAAGUUUCAACAUAUAGACUUUGCCGGCCGUUUAUCGAUGAACAAUGAAGAAAUUAACGUGAACACAAAGUUCCCAGUGCUUUUAGUGGUUUCAGAAAUAAUUUUUGAUUCUUGUAUCAUCAACAACCUUGUUAAUCUGUGGUGGUGCUGUCGAGCGUUGAUGAUUCAUCAAGAUAUUUUGGACGAGUUAAGUCCCACUUUAUUGUCCAAUGCGGAUCGUCUGAGUAAACUAAUUCAAAACAUUCCUUUGCAAGGUUUUAUAAAGGCAGAAUUAGAUAUUGAGUUAGCUCAACUUUAUCUCAGAUUUCGCCAUGUUAGCAAAACCAAGGACUACAUAACAUCAGCCAGUGAGAUAUUGGGACUAGAAUAUAAUUUAAUAGGAAAGUUAGGCAAAAGAACUAAAUAUCAAACAGAAGAUAUAGCACAAUUAUCGCUUCAAGUAACACUCGCUGAGCGAGAAGGAAUAAAUAGACCUGUGGUAGAAAAACUAACAAUUCCAAAAACUUUCGGACUUAAUGAUGAUGUCAGAUUAGAUAAAGUAUCAUUUACUGAUGGUUUUGAAUUAACAAAGUUACCAAAUGUAGAACAAAAACUUUUGUUGACUAUAGUUCAACAGACUUUAAUUUCUAGUCCACCUGAUGAAUUACAGGUUGAAGAAAUAUUACCAAUUCUCGAGUUAAUUCUAAAUCAAAACAAUACUUACUCAGUUCGCGUUAUGGCUUUGCUAUUACGAUCUAAAUUGGAGAGCAAAAAUAAAAGAACAAUUGAGAGAUGUUUGAAACAGUGUGAGGAUAUUAUUGGUUUUUUUGAUAAGGAAAAUCCAUCAGCCAUGAUUAGGAUUGGAGAUAUGUUUGGCACAUGUUUUAUACCAAUAUGGAAAGUGCGAGCUCAGUAUGCUGAUAUGUUAUUAAAUUUUGGUUUGGUGAAGAAUAGUUUGGAGAUCUAUUUAGAAAUUCAGCUGUGGGAGGAAGUUAUAGUUUGUUACACAAUUUUAAAAAUGAGAGAAAAAGCAGCUGAAACUAUAAGGAAACAACUGGAAGCGAAACCUACAGUGAAACUAAUGUGCUUAUUAGGUGAUGCAACUGAUGAUGUGACUUGUUAUGAGAAAGCUUGGGAAAUGUCGAAACGCCGAAGUCACCGAGCUCAGAGACAUUGGGGUCAGUUUUUAUUUGCGCGCAAAAAAUAUGAAGAAUGCAUUCCACAUUUUGAAAAAUCUCUUAGUAUAAAUCCUUUGCAAUCAAACAUUUGGUUAGGCCUGGGAUUUGCAGCUCUCCAAGUAGAAAAUUGGCAUACUGCCGCAACAGCAUACCGACGCUACACUACUUUAGAGCCGGACGGUUUUGUGGCGUGGAACAACCUAGCCCAAGCUUACUUGAAGAUAGGAAAUAAACGCAGUGCACACCAAGCCGUUCUUGAGGCUUUGAAGUGCAAUUUUGAAAAUUGGAAAGUGUGGGAAAAUUUGCUUAUAAUAAGUUGUGAUAUAUCCAACUUCUCUGAUGUAAUUCGCGCUUACCAUCGACUGAUCGAUCUAAAAGAAAAGUAUUUAAAUAUAGAGGUGCUAAAUGUUCUUGUGUACAGCGUAUGUAAUGAUUCAAACGAUUUUGAUGGUAACUCUGCGCGGCAAUUUUUACAGAAAACUCGGGAACUGGUCGGCAGAGUUACCGCAUUGUAUCCAAACAGCGGUGCAGUAUGGGAAUUAUAUGCUAGUUUAGCUCCAGUUCUAUUGCUUAGAGCUCAACGUCUGCAAAGAGCCUACAGGGGAUAUACACAAGGUGCUUGGGACAAAAAUCCAAAAACUUGUUUUCAUGUAUUGAAUGUUUGUAAUAAGUUAGGAGAUAUCGUGCUUGAUGAUGAGAUCGAUCCAACAAAUACAAUUGUAAGUUCAAUAAAACUGAACCUUUCUGCUGCGUUGACAGCUGUUAAGAAGUAUAAUUGGGAAGAAACUGCAGCAUUAGUUGAAGAGGUGUCCACUCAGUUAGAUCUAAUUUUGGAAAAAAUGAAAAAAGGAACUGCUGCAUUUAGGGUUGAUGUCAAUUAGCAUUUAUUUAUUUUUUACUUUGUUUAAUCAUAUUACCGCUCCUAUUAAAAUAUAAAAAAUA
Zophobas morio is the source of this 2506-nucleotide messenger RNA. RefSeq names its product tetratricopeptide repeat protein 27-like. The transcript is spliced from 3 exons. The record is from RefSeq and is a predicted model, not a curated record. NCBI's taxonomy places the organism in Eukaryota, Metazoa, Arthropoda, Insecta, Coleoptera, Tenebrionidae. Gene Ontology annotation, molecular function: protein binding. Bases 115 to 2445 code for a protein of 776 amino acids.